Lasiodiplodia theobromae is the source of this 1355-nucleotide messenger RNA. RefSeq names its product Qde-2-interacting protein. The record is from RefSeq and is a predicted model, not a curated record. The annotation marks the transcript as partial. Lineage: Eukaryota; Fungi; Ascomycota; Dothideomycetes; Botryosphaeriales; Botryosphaeriaceae. The transcript has 3 exons.
ACUCUUCCUUCGUCUCGGAGCUCUUCCAGGUCCAGUGCGCCCGCCCAGAGCCAGGGCACCGUCGCUGGCUGAGGAACCCUUCUUCAGUCGCACAGCCAGACACCGACCAGCAACAGCAACCAAUCAUGUUGGAAUCUCGUCAACACGUCAAACACCAAGACCCCCCAUACUCUCUCCUAUGGCUGGACUGGCUCGCACCAUUGGUUGAAGAUGCAGGGCUUCCACCUGCGCUGAAGGAGAAGCUCAUUGCAUUGCUAGUCCAGAUCAGGCGGCAGCAGCUAUCUGAACGCGUCCGGGGCUAUUACUACCGGGAGAUCGGGGCUCGUUUGCUUCUUUACAUCGAGCACCGCAACAUGUUCGAGCUGCAGGCUUCCUGGAAUCUUCUGAGCGCAGAGGUCAGAGAUGAAGCUCCGUUCGAUGGAGCUUACGUGCCACCUACCGUGUACGUGGAUCGAGCUCAGCCCGGCUUGAUCUGGGUUGUUCCGGUUGAUACCUCAAGUUCUCAGCAUCAACAUACUGGCAGUAUCCGCGAGGAAGAGCGCGUGGAGAAGUCUGAUCGCCAUCCCAGCCAUACCGAUGGCCCAGCAGAUCCCACCAAGAACCUUACGAAGCAAGCGUCGAAGCAGCCGAGGGAGCUUGUGCCUGGUCAGCGACCCAAGCGCAGGCUGUUGAACCAUGAGCCGGUUUCUCGGUGGGGCAUCUCCGAGCCUGUCUUCGUGGCGAUUGACAUUGGAGCCCACGAAAUCGGCGACCACACCAAAAUUACAUCAGUCGGCGUGAGCGCUCUAGAUUCUCGUGAAUAUCCCCCCGUCGACAAGCUCACCUCGCUGAGUUGGAUGCGGGCUUCAGCCCCGUCCACGCGUCAAUUGAGGAUUGCGGUGAGCUCUGAGGAGGGAGAAAAGCUCUAUGGCUCUCGGUCGAGCUACGGCCGCGAUGUCAUAAUCAGGAACCCGGCUGAUAUUCGAGACGUUUUCGUGAGGUACAUGCGGGAAUGUUUCGGUGGCAGAAACGUCGUUCUGACUUUCCAUGAUGCCAUCAAUGACCACAAGUGGAUGAAGGAAUUGGGCAUGGAUCCGUACAGUAUUGAUGGCGUCGACAUAGUUGGCGAGUUCGAUACGAUGAUUGCCGCAAGGUGUAGGAUGGAAUAUCCGAAUCUCGGGGCAGCGUUGAAUCGGAUUGGCUACCAGACGAGGGAUGGUGAGUGGCACAAUUCGGGUAAUGACGCCUUCAACACGAAUAGGCUGGUCGCUUCUAUGGUAUACGGUUUGCACGCAGGCAGUCACUUGACGGGGAAGAAUUUGUGGGUAGAAGAUGGGAUUUUCAUUCCCGGUAGAACGGAAUCCUCACUUAGAUAG